CUGACAGCCAGUUGUAUGCCAUAUUGAGCACUCGAAUUAGUGUACGGACUUCAUCAGAACUUUAACAUUUAUUUGGCGAAACGGAAAUAUUUGAAAAUGUCUGAAAGAGCGGAUUAAUGUGUAAAAUGAUUUUAUGUUAAUGAUGUUUAACGUGUUUCCGUUAUUAUUUCUAUUUUCGUUGCCACGCGUUACUCAUUACAAGUCGUUAGGUGAGAGCGAAUCUACAGAUCUGAACACAAACAUACAUGUAUGUAAACAUGUGUCGAGCCGUUUAACGCAAUGAGGAUACACAGCUUGCUAUAAAGCAUGGAAAGAUAACUGGCUUGGGUGCGUGUUAACUGUGAUCAUACCGUGUGGUUGUCGGUAGACGAUAGUGAUGUCUCUGAUCGAGGGACUGGGGGAUGAAGUGACGUUUGCCUUUGUCUUACUCACCGUUAUCCUGGUGGCUGUGAUCGCAUGGGUCUCAACCCACACCAGAGAAAUUCCCUUCAUCAGUGUCAUCGUCGUGGAACUCUCGCGUAGGUCAGAACAAGACCGACGUGUUGGUAACUCCGGCGAUUCCUCAACGCCUAAUGAAAGUAACAUUCCUGAAGGUGAAGCUGAUGCUACGGAAACCAAUGAAAGCGUGGCCAGUGAGAAUUCAUUGUGUGAUAACACGACUCAGAAAGCCAGUCCGAUUGACGAUUCUGCCUCUGAAGUUGCAAGUGGAACUGAGGGUUCAGGUGUUUUAGAAAACGAUGAUUCUGUUACCACGGUUACGGAUCAUUCUUGUACUGUCACCGACCUUCUUUCUACACAAGGAGAUGUGAUGGGAAAGACGGAUGGUUUGAAUGCAAUAACCGAAAUAAAGGGAGGCAAUAACAUUAGUUCUGAUUCUGUUCCUGGAAGUCGACAGGUGACAGAAGGUAGUGAGAAUUCAGCAGGGAACAAUGCAACAGAGUGUGACACCACCGACGCGACAAGACAACAUAUGGAAUCCGAGCUCCGACACCGGCGUCUUGCCUUCUUUGAUGGUUCAAACCGUGGCAGCAACUCAGCUGAUGACACCAGCUCUUCACACACUAACAAACAGAGUCACGGCAACAGUCACAGCAAUUCUGCAGCGGCAACAUCUGAAACAUCAGCUUCAGCACCAUCGUCCUGUUUGUCUACGCCUCUUGGUGAGGCUGAGGUUGAGGGUGAAUUGCCCGCCACAGACAGAGUUAACUUGGCUGAACCCGGUACAGGCAGUGCGAGGUCAUGUGAUGCCAGCGAGUUGAGUGAAUCUGGGAGUGAAAUCCGAGUGCGACUGAAAUAUCUGAACGACACUCAGCGAUUGGUGUACACACGACCUUCACAGACCGUCCAGGAGUUCAGGAGAGCGCACUUCGCAUCGGAACUGGCCAACAACAAACUGGUGCGGUUCAUAUUCAACGGUCAGGAUCUGCGUAACGACGGCUACACGCUGCAGUCAUACAACAUCGUCGACAACAGCGUCGUGCACUGUCUGGUCACGCAGACACAGCAGACCCCGCACGUCAUGCCACACGACGACGACCUUGACCUAGAUGUGGGUCACCUGAUGCUGCCUCUGUUUGGCUUCAUCCUGGCUGUAAUCUGGUACCUGCGCUUCUCCUACAGGCAGUACUUCAACGCGAUGUCCACGCUCUGCCUCGUGGGUGUCACGUUCCUCUUCUUCUUGGGAGUUGUCUCCUCCUACAACGGACACAGACGUAGAGUGCACGUCGACUGAUAUUUAUCUUUAACUCACAUCACUCAGUUUGUUAGUCUGGGGUGCUUUAAAGGUUCAAGUGUAAAGUUCUACAAAUGUCUUGGGUAAUUUAAAGGUGCAUUGUCACAAUAACAUAAUUAAGUGUAAAGUUCUGCAAACAUCUUGGGUAAUUUAAAGGUGUGUUGUCACAGUAACAUAAUUAAGUGUAAAUUUCUGCAAACAUCUUGGGUAAUUUAAAGGUGCGUUGUCACAGUAACAUAAUUAAGUGUAAAGUUCUGCAAACGUCUUGGGUAAUUUAAAGGUGCAUUCUCACAGUAACAUAAUUAAGUGUAAAGUUCUGCAAACGUCUUGGGUAAUUUAAAGGUGCAUUCUCACAGUAACUGCAAAUGUCAUAUUUUACUAUGUUUGCCUAUAUUUACGAUACAUUUUAAUGUGUUAUCAGUGGGCGUGAACAGUGGUUCUUUUGAGAAAUCUUUGGCGAAAGGAAACCAUUGAAAAUAUUUAUCCUAUAUUAGUUAAAGUAGAAUGAUUUAUUUAUGAUUUGCUUAUAAGCAGUAUAUGGAGGUGCAGUUCAAAUUCAGACUUUGACGUCACGUGUUAACCUGUUGGACUUUGUAAUAAUAUAUAAGAUUAAAAAAUAUGUGUAAAGAAUUUAUUUGUACAUAAUAUUUUGUGGGCAUGUAAUUAACCCACCCACUAGAGAUUGUGCCCACCCCCCCACUCAAGCUAUUGUUCCUACAGGACUGUUAGGUUAGAACAGUUUGAGAACUCCGGCUUUGGAGAACUAGCCUGUAGAAUGGGAGUGGGGUGGUGGGUGGGGCGGGGGCUUGGAGGAAAACAUCACAUUCACGUGGAUGUUCAGAUUAACUUCCCUUUGGAAGAAGUUAUUACGAUACAUUAGUGAAAAACAUUGAGAAUGAACAUCACAGAUCACCAUAUGAUCAGAAGAAAUUUGACCUUUACCCCUAUUAACUGGGAAAUUGGUGGAAACAGAACUAAAUGCAAAGACUGCAUAUGUUUUCAAAUAUCACAUUUUCAUAUUUCCACGGGUACUUUUACUUCAGGUAACCUAGGGGGUUCCGGUGUGAACCCGGGGGUACACAUGUAUUUCAAACUUUAAUUUUCAUUACAUUGCUAUAGCAGUUUACGAAACCAAACAGAAAUACAACAGAGUGAUGUAGCAUGGUCUGGAUCUGGGGGUUCCAGUGUGAACCUGGGGGUUCCUGAAUGAACCUGGGGGUUCCAGUUUAAACCUGGGAAUUCCAGUGUGCACCUAGGGGUUCCAGUGUAAACUUGGAGAUUCCAGUAUGAUCCUAGGGGUUCCAGUAUGAACCUGGGGGUUCCAGUGUGAACCUAGAUUUCAGUGUGAACCUGGGGGUUCCAGUGUGAACCUAGAUUCCAGUGUGAACCCGGGGGUUCCGGUAUGAACCUGGGGGGUUCCGGUGUGAACCCAGGGGGUUCCGGUGUGAACCUAGUAGAUCCAGAAUACCUAUAUGAAUAGCCUAAUUUUGCACUGUAAAAUUAUUUUAUUCUCGGGGAUGGGGGAUAGAGGUGGGAGGACCACCACUUCUUAAUCCCCUGCAAUACAGUUAUAAAUAGGAAAACAGUUUGUAAUAGACUUAUUGCCUUGGACUAAUUUAAUAAAUUAUUAUUUAUUUGAGAUUAUUUUAUAAUAAACUAAUAAUUUAAUAUCAUGUAAUUUCAUGUUGUAUGUACGAGUAUAUAUACAUAUACAUAAUGUGACAGGUGCGUGUGCAGGGGGAAGGGGUGGUCUGGGGGUUGACUCCCUCCUGAUCAAAGCGAAUUAUGUUGUUUUUUUUCAAUAUAUUUUCCAAGGAAGCAUGAACCGACCCUCUAGAAACGUAGUCUAGAUCCACACACACACCCCACCCCCCCCCCCCCCCCCCACACCCCCCCCCCCACACACCCCACCCACCCCCAUCAUUUCUUGUACACGCGUCUGUGUGUUUAAUACUAACACGCAUGUAUAGGUAUAUGGAACCCCUUUUCAUUUUAAACAGAAGUACAAGACCAUGUGAUAAACGUUCUCGAAAGCCACACGUUCGGAUGUUUCCGUCAUGUUUGUACUUGUACAAGAAUAAUGUGAACAAUCUGGCGAUCUAUACGAGAGGGUUGUUGGUUUAUUUGUUUGAUUUGUCGUAUAAAAUGAAAUAAAGAAAUUAAAAAUAA
This is a messenger RNA of Gigantopelta aegis, 3901 nucleotides long. Its product is annotated as transmembrane and ubiquitin-like domain-containing protein 1. The coding region runs from base 377 to 1732 and encodes 451 amino acids. NCBI's taxonomy places the organism in Eukaryota, Metazoa, Mollusca, Gastropoda, Neomphalida, Peltospiridae. The transcript is spliced from 3 exons. The record is from RefSeq and is a predicted model, not a curated record. Gene Ontology annotation, molecular function: protein binding.